Dendronephthya gigantea is the source of this 1945-nucleotide messenger RNA. Its product is annotated as N-acetylglucosamine-6-phosphate deacetylase-like. The record is from RefSeq and is a predicted model, not a curated record. Gene Ontology annotation, biological process: N-acetylglucosamine catabolic process. The transcript is spliced from 9 exons. Lineage: Eukaryota; Metazoa; Cnidaria; Anthozoa; Malacalcyonacea; Nephtheidae. Gene Ontology annotation, molecular function: N-acetylglucosamine-6-phosphate deacetylase activity. Bases 111 to 1379 code for a protein of 422 amino acids.
AUGGAAGAUCAUUACCGCUCAUUACGAAUUCAUUACGGUGGUGAUUAGGGUUGUGAUUAGAGUGAUUGGAAGCUAAUCAUUCAAUUAGAUAUUUUUAAGAAAAAAUUAAGAUGAAAAGAAAAAGACCAGAGGAAGGACAAAACAUUCUUAUUCAAUUUUGGAACUGUCAGCUACUUAAAGAUCACAAGAUAAUAAAAGAUGAUCUUUGGGUACGAGAUGGUUGCAUUCUAGACCCUCAUGCCCUCUUUUUUGAUGAAAAUGUUGCUGCUGAUGUUAAGGUUGAUUGCAAAGGAUUGUUGAUUGCCCCAGGAUAUAUUGAUGUUCAGAUUAAUGGUGGGUUUGGUGUAGAUUUUUCAUCAGAUAUAGAAAGCAUAGAGACAGGCAUAAAAUCAGUGUGUAAUAAAUUACUUCAGUAUGGUGUCACAUCAUUCUGUCCAACUAUUGUUACUUCUUCCAAGGAAACAUACCAUCAGCUUCUUCCUAGAAUUUCAAAAAUCUCAAAAAACACACAUGCAGGUGCAACAAUUCUCGGUUUACAUUUAGAAGGUCCUUUUAUCAGCAAAGAAAAAAAAGGAGCGCACAAAGAAGUGUUUAUUGAAGCCCUUGGUCCUCAAGGAAUAAACAAAAUGAAUGAGCAUUAUGGUAGUUUAGAUUCUGUCAGAAUUGUAACUCUUGCACCUGAGCAACCAUAUGCUAUGGAGGCGAUUAAAGAUUUAUCCAAGAAAGGGAUUGCUGUAUCUAUAGGUCAUACCUUAGCUAGUUUGGAUACCGCAGAAGAAGCCGCCAGAUGUGGAGCGAGGUUUAUUACACAUUUAUUUAAUGCAAUGUUACCGUUUCACCACCGUGACCCCGGUAUUGUUGGUUUAUUGACAAGUGAUAAUAUUCCAGAACCGAUUUAUUUUGGUAUUAUUGCUGACGGCAUUCAUACGCACCCAACUGCUUUACGCAUUGCUCACAGAAGUCAUCCAAACGGUUUAGUUCUGGUGUCUGAUGCUAUUGCUGCAUUAGGAUUGCCUUCUGGUAAACAUUGUUUGGGCACAGUUGAAGUGGAGAUACAUGAUAACAUGGCGACUGUAGCAGGAUUAAAAACUUUAGCGGGAAGCAUUGCGUCAUUGGAUUAUUGUGUCCGUCAGUUCAAAAAGUUUGCAGGUUGCAGUUGUGUCGAAGCUUUGGAGGCCGCUUCUUUACAUCCAGCGCAACUUCUCAAAAUAUCAGAUCACAAAGGAACAUUAAAUUACGGGGCAGAUGCCGAUAUUAUAAUUUUAAACGAUGACUUAGAAAUACAAGCAACUUUAAUUGCUGGCAAUUUAGUUUGGCUGAACAAUUCAAGUACAGUUGCCCAAGAAAUAUUCGCAGAUUACGAUCAAAAAAUGACGUGAAGUUUAUUUUUGCACUGCAUGUGUAAGCCUCACUUGCACAGUUACACUCAAUUUAUCGGCACGGCUAAAAUGAGUACCUGUACGGCUGUACUGGGCCAACUGGUAACCAAGCUGAAUGCUAAACAAAAUGGGCAUGAUGCAGGUAACAAUUUCAGCCCUGCCAAUCAAUCGAGUGCGACGUAUUCCUUAUUUUCCUGCUGCACAAGACAGCAUUAUUAAAGUAUUUUAUAUUUCAUAAUUAUUUAAUAAUAAUACUACCAAUUAUCCUACUUAUACUGCUUUAUCCUAGAGCAGCUUACUAUCAAAGUUUAUUAUCUGGCUAAAUGUUUGUAGACCAAUUAAAUUACCGCAUUUAGUAAAACCCGAGCCAACGUUCGUAUUAUUUUUAGCAAAAUUUAAAUGAACUGUCAGCAAGGGUCUCGCUGUGGGAGAGAUAAUUUUAAUAAACAAUGCAGAUAUCAAGCUGCUUGUAUUGUUCCAUUUGAAGUUAGCCAGCAUUAACAGAUCCAUUGCAUUCUUGACAUAAAACAUAAAAUAAUUGUAUACCGUAUAUAAUCAUCUUAUAG